Phragmites australis (common reed) is the source of this 747-nucleotide messenger RNA. RefSeq names its product putative lipid-binding protein AIR1. NCBI's taxonomy places the organism in Eukaryota, Viridiplantae, Streptophyta, Magnoliopsida, Poales, Poaceae. The record is from RefSeq and is a predicted model, not a curated record. Bases 42 to 488 code for a protein of 148 amino acids. The transcript has a single exon.
UCAGUCAUACACAGCUAAACCCCCGGCCUGCUAGCUAAUCCAUGGCGGCAGCACGCAAAACCGGUACCACGGCCGCGCUUGCCGCCGUUCUGGCGCUAAACCUCCUCCUCCUCCACGCAACCCUCACGGAGGCCUGCAGCUCGUGCUCCAAGCCGCCGCCCGCGCCGGCGCCAUGCUCCCCGAGCGGCGGCGGGGGCAAGUGCCCGGUGAACGCGCUGAAGCUGGGCGCGUGCGCGAGCGUGCUGGGCGGGCUGGUGAGCCUCAAGAUGGGCCACCAGGGCUCGACGUCUUCGUCUUCGUCCUCGUCAGAGAAGCCGUGCUGCGAGCUCCUCGGCGGGCUGGCCGACCUGGACGCGGCCGUCUGCCUGUGCACGGCGCUGCGGGCCAACGUGCUGGGCGUCGUCCAGCUGAGCGUCCCCGUCGAGCUCAGCGUCCUCGUCAACUACUGCGGCAAGAAGGUCCCGGCCGGCUUCCAGUGCCCUCGCUAGGACCGUCCCCUGCGUGCUUAGUGCACAAGCCCAUGCGUGGUUCGUGCACGAGGGCUUGAUUUGCUAGGAGUACGAGCUGAACGCAAGAGCGGUUAAGUUGUGUGAUUGUGUGUUCUGUGGUCCAUUGAUUUGUGUCUUGUCUUGUCUGAACGCGGACUACACUACAACCUGAUGUCGUGUUGGGUGUUGCUUAGUAAAUCUACUUGAGAUUGUGAUGAUGAUUAAUUAGGUUUCUGGAUCCUAAACUUGUUCGGAAUAA